AUGAUGAAUAAUUCUAAUGAUAAAACAUCAUUUAUCAUAUCUCAAAAAGGAAAGAAAAUGUUGAAUAUAAACAAUUUCAUCUUUAAAUUGAAUAAGACAACGAGCACAACGAAAUACUAUCGAUGUGAAGAUUCAUGUUGUACUGUUACUGCUCGUACUGAUCUUGAAGAUAUUAUUUUAAACGUUAAUGGUGAUCAUUGUCAUCCACCUGAGCCCGAAGAAAUUCAAAUUCGAACAUUCAAACAAGUUGUAAAAGUACGUGCUAUAAGUGAAAGUACACUAAUUCCACAGAUUUAUGACGAGGAAGCAGCCCGAAUCGAUUUAACGACAUUAUCAAUUACUGCUUUACCGUCUCAAAGAGAACUUGGUAGUACAUUAAAUAAAGCACGUCGUCUACAAACAUCAUCUAUUCCUAAUUCUCAAUUAUUUGAUAUCCCAGAAUUGUAUUUUGCAGCGUUUGUUUGUGUUUUUGCUCUUUUACCUGAUCGAAAAAAACAUACGUACAAAUAUUUAUUUCAUGAAUUACAUAAUAAAGCUGCUCAAUUAAAUAUGACUUUCAAUCCAUGUACUAUUAUGUCAGAUUUUGAAGGCACAUUAGCUGAAAUACUUAAAAUUGAAUUUCCUAAUAGUCAAUAUGUGGACUGUUUCUUUCACUAUACACAGGCGAUCUAUCGAAACAUCCAAAAACUUGGUUUAUCUUCUGAAUAUGUUGCUGAUGAUGAAUUUCGAAAUACUUGCCGAAAACGUAUGGCGCUUGCUUUAAUGCCUGUUUCAUUAGUUCUACAAGCAUAUGAUGAUCUUCAUGAUUCAGUUCUUGGAUCAUCAUCGAAAAAAUUUGAUUUACUUAAACCUCUUUUUAGUUAUUUUGAGAAUCAGUGGAUCAAAAAUAUAGAUAUUCAAAGAUGGAAUGCUUAUGGAUAUAAAUAUGUUGCUGUUUUUCAUAAGCUUGUAGGUUACCACAAUCGUCUUAAUUUACGCAUAGCUAAAUAUCAUCCGAACAUAUGGGCUUUCAUAAGAUGUAUUCAAGGUGAAGAAAAUAGAUUUAAUCAUUUAUUAAUUCAAAUGAAAGGUGGUCUCACAGCUCGACCAAAAACAAAGACAACCCUUACUAUUCAACACCGAAUCGAUACAUUAUAUAUUCGUUACGGUAAUGAUGAUAUUAAUGCUAAUGAACUUCUCGAUGGAUUAUCUUAUGUUAUUGCUAAAAAUGUUAAGUCAAAAAGAAAAUGA
Messenger RNA from Rotaria sp. Silwood2, 1230 nucleotides. The record is from the annotation of a GenBank genome assembly. Lineage: Eukaryota; Metazoa; Rotifera; Eurotatoria; Philodinida; Philodinidae.